Messenger RNA from Phytophthora nicotianae INRA-310, 222 nucleotides. RefSeq lists its product as hypothetical. The record is from RefSeq and is a predicted model, not a curated record. The coding region runs from base 1 to 222 and encodes 73 amino acids. The transcript has 2 exons. Lineage: Eukaryota; Oomycota; Peronosporomycetes; Peronosporales; Peronosporaceae.
AUGGUCGAUAUUAGAGGACCGUGCGCGUACGAUCGCUGCGAGGCUCUGGCUGACGAGGAGCUGGUCGUGGAGCCCUGCACGAAGCACGUGUGUGCUCUAUUACCUGCCGUGAUCCGUGUUCGAAGACGCCAGCUCAAGCAGGGGGAUCCAUUUGAGCCAAUCCGAUCAGAAACUACCUCCGGGGCAACAAAGCACAAAACGCUCUACAGAGAGCAAACCUAA